AUGCCGGAGCUGGUCACAUCGUCUGGUAUUCCAUCCCAGGUUUCAGCCUCCAGCACCCCCUCCAAUACAGUCACGGAUCACUCAUAUAUGUCUUCGAACACGAAUGCAACGGGUGAACCAUCAGCGCCGGCGAGUAAUCAUGACAUGCCUGGCUCACAAGUAGGCUCGAUCAGACUUCACCAUCCCACCACACUCGCCGCUAACCAAACUAGUUCAAGACCCGAGGUCGAACAGCCAUCUUUGGUCCUUCACGCCAUCGACGAGGGCGAUUCAUCAGCCCCGAAUCUUCACCCAGUCUCGUCUCGGUACCAACCCGAGGAGCUCUUUUCUCCCUUGAAUGAGACGGAUCUUGAAUGGACGUGUGCCGGAGGGUUUGCAACGGAGACCCAGACCUUUUACCAGAUUCUCAACGAUGGCCGCUUCCUGAUGUGCCAAGUCAUUCAUUCUAGCACUGGACUCUGGUACCCAACAGUUCAGUUUACAUUCAAAUUGUACAACCCCGCGACGAAAGAGGUCACUUGGAGAUCCAGCAGUGUUAGUAAUUUCGUGACACCUCCGCCUGGACAGGACAAGCGGUCGUGCAAGUCGGACACCUUUAGUAUCGUCUACCGCCCAUCGUCGUCAGAUCCAGAUCAUUCGGAGAAUUACACCGUCACCGCAAAGGUAUCGGACGACAUCUCCGUCUCGCUCAUCGUCACGCGCCCAAAUCACGCGCCGAGUGUCAAGAUUGGUAGCCUGCCUAAGGGUGGCUACACGUACUUUGGCACGAAUAUGGACAACGCCGAUGGAUAUGUCGUUCACCGCUUCUGGCCUCAGACAAAGGUGUCUGGACAUAUCACGUUUGGCUCGGCUGGGGGCGCAGCCGGUUCCGCAGGUCGUAUCGAACAGUUUACCGGGUUCGGCAUGCUUGUUCAUGCUAUCCAGGGGAUGCGACCCAAUCUCAUCGCCAGGAGGUGGAACUUUUGCUGGUUCACGGGUCAUAUCCCCGACAGCGACAAGCGGGUCAGUGCGAUCAUGAUGGAAUUUACGACGACGGAGAGUCAUGGACGCAAGAAGGGAGGUGAAGGUGGGGUUGUCGUCAACGUUGGCUGUGUUAGCGUUGGCGAGCGUGUCGCUGCCACGGCGGAGACAAAGUGGCCCGAUGCGCCUCGCAUUCAGAACGCACCCGUCAUCUCUCGAGCGACUCACCUCGAGACAGUAUUGGACAAGGACACUGGUUACAUGCAGCCACAGAAGAUUGAGUUUUCGUGGCAGAAUGUCAUUGCGCAGGACAAGGAGCACAAGUUCAAGGCGGACUUGCUCUUAGACGUCGGCUUUGGGGAACAUAGCAAGGGUUUGAUCGAAAAGGUCGACGUGUUAGCCGAGAUUCCCAAGGUGCUGAAGACAAUUGUUCACGCGACAGGUACCAAGCCGUACAUCUACCAGGCAAGUCUCUUUGGGUACUGGAUGCAGCCAAAUGCUGUUCUCCACCUUCACGGCCCCGAGGGAUUCUUCCACCGCGAUAAGGAGAUUGACGUUGAGGGGACUGCCUAUGUCGAGGCGAGCUACGUCUCCUGA
Messenger RNA from Serendipita indica DSM 11827, 1557 nucleotides. Lineage: Eukaryota; Fungi; Basidiomycota; Agaricomycetes; Sebacinales; Serendipitaceae. The record is from the annotation of a GenBank genome assembly.